Messenger RNA from Cylicocyclus nassatus, 460 nucleotides. NCBI's taxonomy places the organism in Eukaryota, Metazoa, Nematoda, Chromadorea, Rhabditida, Strongylidae. The record is from the annotation of a GenBank genome assembly.
GUCGCCGAAAGUGGGAGGAUUUAACGCGGAUGAUGCAGCAGUACUCAUCCUGUGCAUGUGCUAAAAGGUGUAUUUGUGUCCAACUGAACUUCCCAUUUCCGCCUACAUAUAAUCCCAUAACCCAUUUGUUUCUCUAUCAAUUAUGCCGAAGUCUCGUGUUUUCGUCGUUUUAUCAAGCGCUCUAUGUACCGCUUAUUUCUCAAAAUAUUCUUUCCAGGCAUUUCACGUCAGUUCGACAAGAAUGAGAAUUUUCAACCUUACCUUUUUGUUACUUACCAUCUUAGUGAUUCUCUCUGCUGUGGACGUUGGUGAAUGCAGAGUUAUCGAUAAAAUAAGAGCAGUAUUCGAAAACCUUCCGUCCCUCGCUGAAAGUGCGAGAAAUAUUGCACGCGUAAUUAGAAUCAUCAGAGAAUCAAAUGGUGCACCAGCACCAGAACCUGUACCUCAAGAUGGAAAGUGA